Rubroshorea leprosula is the source of this 3673-nucleotide messenger RNA. Lineage: Eukaryota; Viridiplantae; Streptophyta; Magnoliopsida; Malvales; Dipterocarpaceae. The record is from the annotation of a GenBank genome assembly.
GGUGGAAUCCUCAUUUCCAUUCUGCCCUUCAACUGAUUCGCCACCAUUUUCGUCUCAUCUCACCAUUAUUCUCUCACACGAUAUCUCCAUUCUUCCUUUCAAUAUUUCUCAAUACCACUUUUUCUUUCUUCUUUCUUCCUUGUCCUUAGUUUCAACCUUGUCUACUUAAACCCUUCCUGCCCUUCUUCUUCCUUUCAUUCCUACAACCUCCUUUUCUCUCCAUCUCUGAGAGUGCAACUGUUUUUCUGCUUCUCUUUCGGGUUCACCUACCUCAAAAGAGGAUAGAAGAUAUGGCAAUGGCUGCGGGGGAGAGAAACAAGUUGCAAAAAAGCUAUUUUGAUGUUUUGGGUUUGUGUUGCUCGUCGGAAGUUUCCCUCAUAGAGAAAAUACUGAAGCCUCUUGAUGGUGUGAAGGAGGUGUCGGUGAUCGUUCCGUCCAGAACCGUGAUAGUUGUCCACGAUAGCCUCCUCAUUUCUCAGCUUCAAAUUGUAAAGGCAUUGAAUGAAGCGAGGUUGGAAGCGAAUGUGAGAGCGUAUGGAGGAAGGAAUUACCGGAGGAAAUGGCCGAGCCCCUUUGCAGUUGCUUGUGGUGUGUUACUUGCACUAUCUUUUUUAAAGUAUGUGUUCCCUCCCUUCAAAUGGCUGGCUGUGGCCGCCGCGGCCGUUGGCAUCUAUCCGAUUGUUCUCAAGGGGUAUGCAGCCCUCAGGAAUCUAAGGAUUGAUGUCAACAUUCUCAUGCUUAUAGCAGUGAUAGGGACAAUUGCCAUGAAAGACUAUAUUGAAGCUGGAACCAUUGUGUUCCUGUUCACCACUUCCGAAUGGCUUGAGUCAAGGGCAAGCCAUAAGGCUACUACUGUGAUGUCCUCGUUGAUGAGCAUUGCCCCUCAAAAGGCAGUAAUAGCCGAAACAGGAGAAGAAGUGAAUGCUGGUGAAGUCAAAUUGAAUACCAUCCUUGCAGUUAAGGCCGGUGAAGUUAUACCAAUUGAUGGAAUUGUGGUAGAUGGGAAAUGUGAAGUUGAUGAGAAAACAUUAACUGGAGAGUCAUUCCCAGUUGCCAAACAAAAGGAUUCAAUUGUAUGGGCCGGUACCAUCAACUUAAAUGGUUACAUCAGUGUAAAAACUACCGCCGUAGCUGAAGAUUGUGUGGUGGCUAAAAUGACCAAGCUAGUAGAAGAAGCUCAAAACAGCAAAACUAGGACACAGAGAUUCAUAGACAAAUGCGCCCAAUUCUACACCCCAGCUGUGAUACUUAUAUCAGCUAGCCUUGCUGUGGUUCCAGCUGCAUUAAGAUUGCAUCACCGAAACCACUGGUUUCACCUAGCGUUGGUUGUUUUGGUGAGUGCAUGUCCUUGUGCACUUAUCCUCUCUACACCUGUCGCAACUUUCUGUGCACUAACACAGGCAGCAACAUCAGGACUUCUAGUUAAAGGAGGCGAUUAUCUUGAAACUCUUUCCAAAAUUAAGAUCACAGCUUUUGAUAAAACUGGCACAAUCACAAGGGGUGAAUUUGUUGUGACUGAUUUUCGAUCUCUUUGUGAAGAUAUAAGCUUGGAGACAUUGCUCUACUGGGUCUCAAGCAUUGAGUGUAAAUCAAGUCAUCCGAUGGCUGCUGCGCUAGUUGAGUAUGGAAGGUGGCAUUCCAUUGAGCCAAAACCUGAAUAUGUGGAGGAAUAUCAAAAUUUCCCUGGUGAAGGUAUAUAUGGAAAAAUUGAAGGGAAAGAUGUGUACAUUGGCAGCAGAAAAAUUUCACGUAGAGCUGGUGGAGCAGUCCCAAAUGUUGAAGGCAGUUCAAAAGAAGGAAAGACUUUGGGAUAUGUAUACUCUGGAGCAAACCCAGUUGGAAUUUUCAAUCUUUCUGAUUCCUGUCGAACUGGGGCAGCAGAGGCAAUGGAGGAGCUAAAAUUAAUGGGGAUUAAAACUGCCAUGCUUACAGGAGACAAUACAGCAGCAGCAUCACAUGUGCAGAAACAGUUAAGCAAUGGUUUGGAUGUCAUCCACGCGGAGCUUCUUCCUGAAGAUAAGGCAGAAAUAAUCAAAGAGUUUAAGAAAGAAGGGACAACAGCAAUGAUUGGAGAUGGCAUGAAUGAUGCACCAGCACUUGCUACAGCUGACAUUGGUAUCUCAAUGGGAAUUUCGGGUUCUGCUCUCGCAACAGAAACUGGACAUGUAAUUCUCAUGUCAAAUGAUAUUAGAAAAAUACCAAAAGCUAUCCAGCUAGCAAGAAGGGCUCAUAGGAAAGUGAUUGAGAAUGUCACUAUGUCAAUCAGUACAAAGACUGCAAUUCUAGCUCUGGCAUUCGCUGGUCAUCCACUUGUGUGGGCUGCAGUUCUUUGUGAUGUUGGGACAUGCUUGCUGGUGAUUCUGAAUAGUAUGCUUCUACUGAGAGGAACACACAAACAUGGAGGGAAGUGCUGCAAAUUUUCAGCAUCAUCUCAUUCCAAUAAAAAUGGAUGCAAAUCUAGCCAUUGCCACUCGUCUCACAAUCAUAAGCAUGCUCGUCCUUUGGAAAAUAAAGUUCAAAGGGGAUGUAAGGCUCAAAAGUGUUCUUCGCAAAAGUGCGCUUCAAAUUGUCAGUCUACCCCUUCUAAUUUGAAUUCAUGUGGGGAUACGAGGUGUGUGAGCACAAGUAAGACACAUGACAUUUGUGUUCUCAAGGAAGAAUCUGAUGAGGCAAAGCAUUGUGACCAUGGAAGCUGUAACACAGUGAGUCAUGAUAUUGAGGCUAGCAAUUGUUGCUCAGGCACACAAAAUUUGAGCCUUUGUGCUGAGGAUAACUGCACAAAAUUGGUUGAAAACCAACAUGUCUGUGUUGAAGAUGACAGAAUCCAUGGAGAAAGACACUGCCACCAUCAUAGCACUACUGAGGACGGACAGAAAGUGACUGAAACUAGUCACCACCAGCACCCCAAAUGUUGUGGUGAAAACCAUAGCAGGCAUGAAGCAGUAGGAAACUUGGUAGAACACAGUUGUCUUAAGCGUCAAGAUACUGAGUCACACAAGUGCGUGGCUAGGGCUAGUUGUAUGAGCUUGGAGAAAAGGGAAGUUGGCGGAUGUUGCAAGAGCUACAGGAAGGAAUGUUGUGAGAAACAUGGACAUUUUGGAGCUGGAUUUGGAGGAGGCUUGACAGAAAUUAUCACUGAAUAAGUUUGCUAGCUACACCUAUUUUACAAAGAAGCUGUGUUAAUUAUGUAUACAUGCUUGUUUGUAGAGCUAAGGAUUUAGGAAAUUUUGACAUGUCAAUGGGCAUGAAUCAGAAUGAUGAAAUCAGCAAUGAAAUGAUUCUCCUUAAGUACCCAACAGAGGGGUCAAGAGCUUCAAUGGAAAAUAUUAAGGCUUUUGAAUUGAUCAUAUUAUAUGCUCCAUGAGGAAAGUACUGCACUAUGAAAGUAUGCCCCAGCGGAUCCAAAAUCAGAUUAGAUAUGUCACUAAAAUAUGAAAUCCUGUUUUCUGGUAGCUUGUCUAUGUCUAGCUUAUCUCAGAUCAGGGGCCUUGCAUGAGAAGACGAGAAGUAGAUGUACACAAGGACAACUUGCCAGCAAUGCCGCCUAUAUCUGCGGUAUCAGAAUGCAGGCAAAUCAUCCUUGGCUACACCACAUUCCAUCUCCACUUCUUCAUGCAAGACACCCUGACUAAGCAAACUCUUCAAACCAUAACAAUAUAAUUUGUGUAUUUCU